GAAAGAGUCAAGAGAAAAGCGAAGAAGAGAAAGAAGAAGAGCCAGAGAAAGAGGCGCCUUUUGCAAAUAAUAAAUAUUAUAAUUAGAAUCCGGCCCCUUUCUUCCUAAAAAAAAAAAAAAAAAAAAGCCCUAAACGCAGCGCCUCAUCCCCCCUCCCUCUGCAAGCCCCCCGACUCGCUCCGCAAAGGCAUGGAGAAGGGGACCAACUGCUUUCCGACCUGCCACACCAUUUUUCUCGCCUGGACAUGGUUCUUACUUCUCUCUUGGUGUUGCACCGGCGCCGAAAUAACUUGCAGAUCCUGCUCAUCUCCAUCGCCCUCCUGGCCGUCCUCCUCGUCUCGCCUUAGGCAGGAGCAGCGACCGCCGCCGCCGCCGCGAGGAUUACGGAGCUGGCCGGGCGGCCGAGCGCGGGGCUCGCUCGGGGCGGCGGCCGCCGCGGAGCCGGUGCCGGGCGCGGAGCCGGGGGGCCAAGCGGGGCCGCGGGGAGCGGCGCUCCGCGCGGCGGGGGCGGGAGGCGGCGCGCCCGGGAGCCGGGGCCCGGCGGCGCCGCGGACCCGCCGGAGCACCGAGGGGCGCCGGGCGCUGCCGGCCGGCGGCGUCCGGGGAGUGCCCGCGGCCGAGGGGCAGCGCGGCGGCCGCGCUCAGCCCCGCGCGCCCCCGGAGGAUGGGAGAGCGGCGCGGCCGCGAGGGGCCGAGGAGCCGAGGCUGAGCAGCACCACCUUCGCGCUCACCGGGGAUGCGGCGCACAACCAAGCCAUGGUGCACUGGUCCGGACACAACAGCAGCGUGAUUCUCAUUCUGACCAAGCUCUACGACUUCAACCUGGGGAGUGUUACGGAGAGCUCACUGUGGAGGUCAACAGACUAUGGCACUACCUAUGAAAAGCUAAAUGACAAAGUAGGCCUGAAGACUGUGCUGAGCUACCUGUAUGUCAGUCCCACUAACAAGAGGAAGAUCAUGCUUCUUAGUGAUCCAGAGGUUGAGAGCAGCAUCCUCAUCAGCUCUGAUGAAGGAGCUACUUAUCAGAAGUACCGUUUGAACUUCUAUAUCCAGAGCUUGCUCUUCCACCCCAAGCAGGAGGAGUGGAUCUUGGCCUACAGUCUGGAUCAAAAGCUGUACAGCUCCAUGGACUUUGGAAGAAAAUGGCAGCUCAUGCACGAGCGGGUCACUCCAAACAGGUUUUACUGGUCAGUGGCUGGUUUGGAUAAAGAACCUGACCUUGUGCACAUGGAAGCCCGGACAGCUGAUGGACACACCCACUAUUUGACCUGUCGGAUCCAGGAGUGCUCCGAGACCAAGAGGAGCGGGCCCUUCUCGCGCUCCAUCGACGUCAGCUCCCUAGUGGUUCAGGAUGAGUACAUCUUCAUCCAGGUGACAACUGGUGGAAGAGCAACGUACUAUGUGUCAUACAGACGGGAACCCUUUGCACAGAUCAAAUUACCCAAAUACUCCCUUCCUAAGGACAUGCACAUUAUCAGCACAGAUGAGAAUCAGGUGUUUGCAGCUGUUCAAGAGUGGAACCAGAAUGACACCUAUAACCUGUACAUCUCCGACACCCGAGGGGUCUACUUCACCCUGGCCUUGGAAAAUGUGAAAAGCAGCCGAGGACUGGAGGGGAAUAUUGUCAUUGACCUUUAUGAGGUAGCAGGGAUCAAAGGCAUAUUCCUGGCUAACAGGAAGGUGGAUGACCAGAUCAAGACUUUCAUUACCUACAACAAAGGCAGAGACUGGCGUUUGCUACAGGCACCGGACACUGAUCUAAGAGGGAAUCCUGUACUUUGCCAGCUGCCCUUCUGCUCACUGCACUUGCGCCUGCAGCUCUCAGAGAACCCGUACACUUCAGGGAGCAUUUCCAGCAAAGAGACAGCUCCUGGGCUGCUGGUGGCCACAGGCAAUAUUGGCUCUGAACUUUCCUACACGGAGGUUGGCGUAUUCAUCUCUUCUGAUGGUGGCAAUUCCUGGAGACAGAUCUUUGAGGAGGAGUACAACGUUUGGUUUCUGGACUGGGGAGGAGCACUAGUGGCCAUGAAACACACAUCAGUGCCCAUCCGGCACAUGUGGAUAAGUUUCGAUGAGGGAAGAUCCUGGACUAAAUACAGUUUCACAUCAACACCACUUUUUGUGGAUGGAUCCCUUGUAGACCCUGGCAUAGAGACCCAGAUAAUGACAGUUUUUGGGCACUUCAGCCUCCGUUCUGAGUGGCAGCUGGUCAAGGUGGAUUACAAAUUUCUCUUCAGCCGCAGGUGUACCAAGGAUGACUACCAGACCUGGCACCUGCACAACCAGGGGGAGCCUUGUGUCAUGGGGGAGAGGAAGAUCUAUAAAAAACGCAAGCCUGGAGCCCAGUGUUCCCUAGGUCGGGACUAUUCCCAAACUGUGGUGUCUGAACCGUGUGUCUGUGGCCAAGGAGACUUUGAGUGUGACUAUGGAUAUGAGAGGCACAGCAACAACCAGUGCAUCCCAGCCUUCUGGUUCAGCCCAUCCUCCCUGUCCAAGGAUUGCAACGUUGGACAGAACUACUGGAACAGCACUGGGUACCGCAGGAUUGUGUCUAACAACUGCACAGAUGGCUUGAGAGAGAAGUACAUGGCCAAGAUGGAGAAAUGCCCUGGAAAAGCACCUCGGGGAUUGCACAUCCUCACCUCUGAUGGGAAGCUGGUCAUGGAGCAGGGGCACAACGCCACCUUCAUCAUCCUCAUGGAAGAGGGUGAUCUCCAAAGGACAAACAUCCAGCUUGAUUUUGGAGAUGGCAUUGCAGUGUCCUAUGCCAAUUUCAGCCCCGUGGAGGACGGCAUCCGGCACGUUUACAAGAGUGCUGGAAUCUUCCAGGUGACGGCAUUUGCAGAGAACAGCCUGGGCUCAGACACUGCUGUCCUGUUCCUGCACGUGGUCUGUCCAGUGGAGCACGUCCAUCUGAGUGUUCCCUUUGUUGCCAUCAGAAAUAAGGAUGUCAACAUUACUGCAGUAGUUUGGCCCAGCCAGGCAGGCACACUUACCUACUUCUGGUGGUUUGGCAACAGCACCAAGCCCCUCAUCACCUUGGAGAGCAGCAUCUCGUACACGUUCACUGUGGAGGGGAUGAACACUGUCACCGUGCAGGUUGCUGGGGGCAGCAGCCUCAUCCAGGACACCAAGGAGAUCGCAGUGCAUGAAUAUUUCCAAUCUCAGCUCCUGUCAUUUUCUCCCAACUUGGAUUACCAUAACCCUGACAUCCCUGAAUGGAGACAAGAUGUUGGCAAAGUCAUCAAGAGAGCAUUAGCACAGGUGACUGGUAUUCCUGAUGAACAGAUCCUGGUAGCUCUGUUCCCUGGGCUGCCUACUUCUGCUGAACUCUUCAUACUGCCCCACAAAAACACAACAGAGAGGAGGAAAAGCAGUGAGGCUGAUCUGGAGCAAGUGGUGGAAAUCCUUUUUAAUGCUCUCAACCAGAACCUGGUCCAGUUUGAACUGAAGCCUGGAGUUGAAGUGGUUGUGUAUGUCACUCAGUUAACAUUAGCACCACUUGUGGAUUCCAGCUCAGGGCACAGCAGUUCAGCGAUGCUGAUGUUGUUGUCAGUGGUCUUUGUGGGCUUGGCUGUUUUUUUAAUCUACAAAUUCAAGAGGAAAAUCCCUUGGAUUAACAUCUAUGCCCAAGUUCAGCAUGACAAGGAACAGGAAAUGAUUGGCUCUGUCAGCCAAAGUGAAAAUGCCCCCAAAAUCACCCUGAGUGAGUUCACAGACCCUGAGGAGCUGAUGGACAAAGAGCUGGACACACGAGUGAUGGGAAGCAUCUCAACAAUUGCCAACAGUGAAAGCACAAAGGAAAUCCCCAACUGCACUAGUGUUUAAUACUGAGAAUCCACUUGGUCUACAGCAUUUCUGAAUUUUUAUUUGUAAUUAUUAUUGUUAUAAUUAUUAUUAUUAUUAUGAAAAAAGAAAGAGUUAUAUGUCAUUAUUAUAAUUUGGGAGGGAAUGGGGUGGGCUUUUUGUGUUUACCAGGGCUGCAUUCAUAAAUAGCAGAGGUUCUUCAUAUUUAGAGAAUACACAUCAGAUUAGAAAUAAAAAGCAAAGAAUGAGUCAAGUGUGCAAUGAGAUUUGAAUGCCAGCUUCCUGUUACAUACAGAAUGGGAAUUAAGUAUUCAAAUCCAACAGAUAGAUGUCGUACCUAAGGCAACAUGUUGUAAGUAAAUUGUCCCUUUUCAGCCCUUUCCAGAAUAAGUCAUGAAUCAGCUGCUUCAUCCAGCCAGAGGGUUCAGACUGGGUUGUUGGACCAGGCUCUGCAACAUGCCAACAUCCCUCGCUUCCCAGUGACAUGCAUGUCUCAGCUUUUUGUAGGAUCUUGCCUCUUUUAAUUGCUUUUAAUUUCAGUCACCCUCUGGCACUGUCGACUGCUGAGAAAGGAAAAGACCAAAUCAGAGCAAACCCACACAUCAGUGCUCCUUGGACCACAGACUGGCUGGAGGGGACAGCACCACAAGCAGAGGAGGAGCGAGCCUGAGUUUAUGAAUGCAGCCCGACCCCUGUGCAUGUGAAUAGCGAGGAUGCCGAAGGCCUACUGUAGAUAAUUACAAUGUACAUAGCUUUUUAUUUCUUGGGAAAUAAUUUAAUGUUUAGUAAAAGAAGAUAUGUUUAAAAGAAAACCUGAACCACACACACACAUGCACGCCCACGUGCACACACACACCACGUACAGCCAAACAGGGACCCUGGUGAGCACUUGAGUCACACUUUGGUUCCAAGCGUGUUCCAGUUGUCUGUCAUAUUUCAAUCUGACACUGCUCUCUAUAAAGAGAGUAAUUUAUUUCUCUAUGUAUAACUGCAAGCCUUUUUUUACAUAUAUGUAUAUAUAUAUGGUGUCAUUUCCUGUGAUGGAGCAGAAAAAGAUAUUAGCAGCCAGAUUAUGAACCUGUCAUAAAUAUUUUAAUGAUGUUUAUCAUCUGUUCAUCCUUGUCACUUUUGCCCACUUCUGAGAAUCAUCUUAGUGGCAUCUGUUAGUGAAAAUGAGGAAAAGAAUCCCGAAAUAUUAUCACCAUCUCUGUGUAGGUAAAUAUCAGUGGCCUUGGCAUACCCAGCACAACCUCAGCUCAACAGUGGGGCAGGUUGCAGUAGCUUUAUUCCCAGGGAGAAGUCAUGCUUUUUGCAGCUCAGCUGAUGAAGUGAAGUGCCAUUUUGGAUGUGUAAGAGUAGUAAAUUUUGGCUGAACAUGGUGCAUGUGAUUAGGGACUGCUCUUUGGAGAGGGCAGGGGAGGGUCAGACCUGCAUUAAUGAGCUGUGAAAGGUUCUUGUGAGUGCUGCAGAAUGGCAGCUCCCAGCUCAGAGUGGAGAUUUCUGCAUGGUGGGUUGGUGUUUUCUGGUCAGAACAGGGAGGUUAAUGAAAAAAAGGUAUUGAAAAAGCUCUUUAGAAAUUUUUUACUACAUUGAACUGAGGAUAUCCCUAUGAAGAGGUGGAGUUUUGAGGCAAGAGGUUAACUUAGUGGUGCGUUACUUUUUAUCCAUUUUUCUUGAGUUGGUGAUGUCAAAAAUAAACCUUAUUCUGGAGAGUAUUGACUUGUAGGACCCAGCAGGAGGGAAAGGAAGAUUGGGGGCACAUCUGCGAAGAUGUUCUAGUCUUUGUGUGCUAACAGGAGGCAGAAAUGACAGCAGAUGACAAUGUUUGUUAUCAUUUCUUAGGAACUGGGUACAGGACCUUGAAUAUACCUGGGCUGAAAUGAGGAGAUGGCUGGAAUUUGGGUGUUACUUGCUGUCUUUCUGCAUUGCAACAGGCCAGUGGGCUACAAACCAGCCUCAGCCACGUGUUUACUCUGUUAGUGGGCUGGAAUGUCUUUCAAAGUUAGAAAUCCUGGUGGCUCUGCAGGUGGAGAGAAAAGUGGUUAAACACAAUUUUGCAAAACUCAGGAAGUGUUUCAAGAUUAAAAUUGUAAACCUAAAAAAUAAGGAAAAACUAUUUCUUGAGAAGUACUAAAACCAAAUAUUCUCAGGUUUUAUUUCAGUCAGUUUUGUGGAUUUUUUUUUUCUAUUGAUUUAAAAAUAUUUCUCUUCUGUCUUCCCCCUCAUUUUCCUGCUCUGGUUUCUAAUGCAAGGUGAAGAGCAAUGGCUGUGUUAUUCUAUUUAACCUUGGUUUCCAUCCAUCACAAGUGCAUAAACUGUUGCAUUACUGUCUCUGUUCUACUGAAACUCCUCAGUAGUUUACAGUAAUGGCCCAGUCUUGUGAUAAGUGUUAGCACAAGGCCAUAGCUUCCCAUUUAGGUGGAGGUGGGAGGGAUGUACAUAAACAAUGGUCCCAUGGGCUUUGAGCUGAAGUGUGGGCUGAUCUCAGUCUUUGCUGAUCAUUAGAAUUUGAGGUACUGCUGUGGUGAGCUGCUGCAGAGGGCUGAAUGUAAAAUACUCAAUAUUUUCUGUAUUAACUUUUUUCCUUAUAAACCACGAGGCAAAGUGAUGAUUUUCAUUGUUGUUUGGAAUUAUAUAGGUUUUUUAUGGGCUUCAUCUCAUGCCGUUUUAACAAGGCAGAGGACUAAAGUUUUCACAAUUCUUUUUCUUAAUUUCUUUUCACUUUUUUUUUUUUUACAUUUUAUUCCUUUACACUUUUAAAAAAUUGCUGUUAAAUAUCUCAAAUGGAAGAAAGUAAGAAGGAAAAAAAUGGGAGUAAGGUGUUGAAAAAAUGGAAAAAAAUUCACUUCUCAAAAAGAAAUUUAAUCUCAGUGAAGGCUGAGAAAUUUCUGAAUGGCAGUUUUGGAGAAACAUCUGUCUAGAAAGACAUUUUCCAUCCAAAAUGAUCCUAAAGUAUCCUACAAAGCAAAGACAAAAAAUCCAUGAAGCCAAAACUGUAUGUCAGAAAAGCCUGACUGAUUCUUUUGGUUGCUCAAACUUCCUUCUCCACAGGACUUGGUGGGUGUCACAGCCUCCCAGUGCAGUUUGUCACACCUGUCAGCACCAGGCUGUGGGCUCCAGGCGCAUCCCCAGGGUGUGCAUGGCACCACAUUUGCCAGGUCACUCCCGCUCCUUUAGGGCACAGUCACGGCCGAUGGCAGCUGGAGAAAGCUUGGGUUCACCACUGAAAUCUGCUCCUUUAGAAUCCAAGAAGGGUCAUUGCUGCAUUCCUGCCUGUCCAUGGGACCUGUGUAAGGCUUGGACUGGGCAGCCAGCCCUCUUCACCAUUUUGGAAGUACUGAGCUGCAGUGUCAGCACAGGCUGGAGUAUUGGCCACUUUUAUUUGGCUUGCUGGGAAAUAACAACUUGGGGUUUUCAUCAGGGCUUUUUUUUCCCUGCAGGUUUUACCCCUGAGGGAAAUGUAGUGGAAAUCCUUGAAGCUGUAGAUUAUUAUUUACCUGAGUAAUGAGGGAAAUAGGCAAUGGCAUCAAUGGAACAUAAAUAGCUCCUACAAUGUAAUUAUGUAAAAAGAGGAAAUGAAAGAGAGAGAGGCAGAGAGCAAGAGACUGGGUCAGUGCCCUCUAUCACUGCCAGCCUUUCCCCCAUGAUGGAUUAGCUGUAAUUUAGGAAUAAUGCAUGAGGUCUGGAGACUAGAUGCAGCUUCUGGUUCUGUGUGGCUGACAGUCUGAUAUAAACCAUGAACCUUUGUUUAGUUUAACCAGUACUCAAGAGCCCUAACCCUAAACCUGGCAGGAUCAGAGGUGAGACCAGAGUGACUGGGGGGUACAGAGUGUUUCAGACACAGUUGCCAUCAAUGAGAGCAUGUGUAGGAAGUGUGCAUUUUCUUCUGGACUAAACUUUGGUUUCACAGAUGUACAAAGAUGUCCUGGUGUUCUGUUCUCCUCCCUUUCCCUUCAAUCAGCUCCCACACCUAUUCCAGCUCUAAUGAACCAAACCAGAAUCCUCACAUUCUUUCUGAUGAUGUUGGACAGUGCAUUAAACCCAAACCACCACCGUGGUUUCAAAGGAUUAAAUGAGACAGACAAUUGCAAUACCUGUAUUGAACACAGUAAUACAACUGCAUGAGUCAUAUAUAUACAUAUAUAUAUACUGUUCUUGGUUUUAUUGUUCCAUUUGAAUAUUUCUACUGUAAAAAAAGGCAGUGGUUUUGAAAUUGUUGAAAAUAAAUGUAUUUUUGUACAUCAGA
Zonotrichia leucophrys gambelii is the source of this 8053-nucleotide messenger RNA. RefSeq names its product sortilin related VPS10 domain containing receptor 3 (gene SORCS3). Gene Ontology annotation, cellular component: postsynaptic density membrane. The record is from RefSeq and is a predicted model, not a curated record. Gene Ontology annotation, molecular function: protein binding. The transcript is spliced from 27 exons. The coding region runs from base 190 to 3828 and encodes 1212 amino acids. NCBI's taxonomy places the organism in Eukaryota, Metazoa, Chordata, Aves, Passeriformes, Passerellidae.